Anopheles marshallii is the source of this 3294-nucleotide messenger RNA. Its product is annotated as U2 snRNP-associated SURP motif-containing protein. Gene Ontology annotation, biological process: RNA processing. The record is from RefSeq and is a predicted model, not a curated record. NCBI's taxonomy places the organism in Eukaryota, Metazoa, Arthropoda, Insecta, Diptera, Culicidae. Gene Ontology annotation, molecular function: RNA binding. The transcript is spliced from 9 exons. Gene Ontology annotation, cellular component: nucleus. The coding region runs from base 1 to 3294 and encodes 1097 amino acids.
AUGGGGAAACGUCCCUUGUCACGGAAGGAAAUUGAGGAGCAAAAAAAGCGAGAGGACGAAGCGGCAGCAGCCCACGCUUUCAAAGAAUUUGUGGAAACAUUUCAAGAAGCACCAUCCAAAAUAUCGAAGGUAUGGGUAAAGGCCGGAACGUACGAUGCGGGCUCGAGAAAAGAGGACACGAAAGACAGGGGCAAACUGUACAAGCCCCAGUCUCGGCUCGAUAUGGAGCACGAGAAAUCGAUGGAUUACGUGAAGAUGGUUGCGAGCGAAAGCCGCAAAGACUCGGGGGCAAUGGGCAAGAAGCGGAAUCAGGAGAAGAAAAAGAGCAAUCUGGAGAUGUUCAAGGAGGAACUGCGUCAGAUACAGGAAGAGCGCGAAGAACGGCACAAAUACAAACAUAUGGCUCGGACGAUGCUGCCCGGUACCAGUUCCACCGAGUCGGAUCCCGUGUACAAGGAAACGGAAUCCGGUUCGUUCGAUAAUGGUGACCCAAACACGACCAAUUUGUAUCUGGGAAACUUAAACCCAAAGAUCUCGGAACAGGCACUAAUGGAGCUGUUCGGGAAGUAUGGACCGCUCGCCAGCAUAAAAAUUAUGUGGCCCCGUUCGGAGGAGGAAAAGAUGCGCAACCGUAACUGUGGCUUUGUCGCGUACAUGAGCCGGCGUGACGCGGAACGUGCAUUGCGUGCGCUGAACGGGCGUGAUGUGAUGGGAUACGAGAUGAAGCUUGGCUGGGGCAAAUCGGUCCCCAUCAUGACACACCCCAUCUACAUACCGCCGAAACUGUUGGCUUACACACUGCCACCACCGCCGUCCGGAUUGCCCUUUAAUGCUCAGCCCCAUCCGUCGGAUUUGGAAAACAUUCCCAAAAUGACGUCGGGCGCUUACAUGUCGGAACCGGAGCUGAAGGAACAGAUGGACUCGGUGCUGGUAAAGUCGGUGGUGAAGGUAGUCAUUCCGACCGAACGCCCUUUGCUGAUGCUGAUCCAUCGCAUGGUAGAGUUUGUCAUCCGUGAAGGGCCCAUGUUCGAAGCGUUAAUUAUGACCAAGGAGAUGGACAAUCCGAUGUACAAAUUUCUGUUCGAAAAUGAAAGUCCCGCACACAUUUACUAUCGCUGGAAGUUAUUCUCCCUGCUGCAAGGCGACACACCGAGCGACUGGAGAACGAAGGAGUUCCGGAUGUUUAAGGGCGGUUCCAUAUGGAAGCCACCACCGAUAAAUUUCUACACGCAAGGCAUGCCCGACGAACUGCUGGCUGACGAGGAAGGAAUUGAAGCAAACAAAGGGAAUCUUUCCGUGGCACAACGUGAUCGGCUGGAAGAUCUUGUCCGGCAUCUAACGCCCGAACGGCAGAAGAUUGGCGAUGCGAUGAUAUUCUGCAUCGAGCACGCGGACGCCGCAGAGGAAAUAUGCGAAUGCAUCACCGAAUCGUUGUCAUCGAACGAUACGGUGGUAAAGAAAAAGGUUGCCCGCAUCUACCUGAUCUCGGACAUACUGCACAACUCGGCGGUAAAGGUGCAGAAUGCGAGCUUUUUCCGCAAGGCGAUGGAGAAAAAUCUGCUCGACAUCUUCCGCAACCUGAACGCGUACUACAUGCAGCUGGACAGUCGCCUCAAGGCGGAAGGUUUCAAGAGCCGCGUGAUGGGUGUGUUUCGUGCCUGGGAGGAGUGGACGAUCUAUCCGCGCGAGUUUCUCGUCAAGCUGCAGCACACCUUUUUGGGCAUUCAAAUGAUGGAAAAACAACCGGAGGAAGAACCGGAAGAGGAGAAAGAGGAUGAAGAUUUGGAUGGAGUUCCGUUGGAUGGGGCAGCUCUGCUUAAAAGUGCAAUGAUGUGCGGAAUGACGAGCGGCGGUGGAGCUGGAGGUGGAGGAGAGAAUCGUACGCCAUUGCUGAAACACGACAUCUACAGCGAUGAGGAUGAUAUCGAUGGAAUGCCACUGGCAGACGACGAUAUCGAUGGGAUGCCGUUGGAUAGUGCAAUGGACGCGGGCGUGAUGGAUGGUGGACGAAGGGCUGGUGGUGCAUCCACUUCCGGUGGUGACGGGACGGGUCGAGUUGGGAAAGGAAAAGCUGCCGGCGGUGGUUCAUUCAUACCCUCGAAAUGGGAAUCGGUCGAUGCGGCACAAAUUGAAGCACAAGCCAUAACCACCAGCAAGUGGGACACGUUGGAUCCGGUCGUACCGGAACCACCGAAGAUAAGCUUGCAGAAGGAAGGGGCGGGAUUGAUCAGCAGCAAGUACGGCAGUUAUAGCGACGACGAUGAUGAUGAGGAUGAUGAUGAUAACGAUGGAGAAGACGAGACACAACGCCCGGAAAGCGACGCUGGUCGCACUGGACCGGAUCAGGACGAGUUGCGGCGGGUACGGUUGCGCGAAAUAGAGGUCAAGAUGGUACAGUACACGGACGAGUUUGAGUCUGGCACGCGGCAGGUGCGCACAGGCUGGACGCUGCACGAAGAGAUCGACAGUUACCGGAUGAAGCUGAUGAAGGAGAUGGCACAGGAACUGCGGCAGCGUGAACGCGAUGAAACGAAUUGGGCUGCGUCGGACGAGGAUAGUCGAUCGCGAAAGGGCCAAAAGCGUACCGGCAGUGUGGAGAGCAACUCUAGGAAACACAAACGCUCCCGGCCGUCCGGUCGCUCACCGACCAGCAGCGGAUACGGUGAUCGUAAACGAGAUUCUGCUUCGCCCGAGUCGAAAUCUUCCCGGCGUCGACAUUCCACCAGUUCGUCGGAUGAGGAUGAACAUGCGGCCAGAGCCGGUGACGCCCGCUACCGUUAUUCGUCCGAGCGUUCAGUAUCGCCCGGACCAGCUGCCUCCAGUUCCUCGCGCACCAGCAAGUACGAUCUGCUCGGUUCACCGGCCCGUCACGGUGGAUCGGCUAGUGAAUCGAACUACGAUAAGUACGAGCGUCGUGAUGCACGGGACGGUCGAUCGGUUCGCGACAAAAAGGAUGUGACUCGCGAGCGGAUGCAGCUAUCGCACGAACGUGACCAGCGGGAGCACCAUCAUCGGGAGCAUCGUGACCGGCCACGCGAAAGUGACUCGCGCAGUUCACACGGACGUGAGCGCGAUCGUGAUCGUGAUCGAAGUGCGAGAGACCAGCAGCAACAGCACCGUGAUCGUGAGCGAGAGUAUGAGCGCGAUCGGGAGGUGGAGGGUGAUGGCGGCUCCUCGUCACGCUAUCGGGAGCGCGAUCGCACGAAGGAAGGCUACAGUAGCAGUGGAAGUCGAAAGGAUGCUUCCGCAAGUUCAAAGUAUGACGAUAGGACGCACGCUAAGCGGUACAGGUAA